GUUUCCCCCCAGGCGCGCCUGCCGAGCGCCGAGCCGCCGAUAGCGAUGGCUGCUGCAAGUCUCUGAGGAAUCUUGGAGGCCCAGAGUCGCGGCCGGAGGUCGAGAAUAGACUGCCGGCCGCGUUUUGGAAGCCUCAGGGCGUGAGGGACGGUGCCGGCCAGCUCGGAGCCGCCACCGAGAACGCGGCGGUGGCUGAGAUUCCUCUUGCUGAAGAGAGGAAAUCUCAUCCAAGGCCACAAUGUCACUUCCGGAUUAUCCAUUGACUGCCUGCUUAAGCUAACACUGCCAGAAUCCUGCUCCCUUGGGAGGAAUCAAGCUGACUUGGCAUGAGGGUCCUGCCUUCCUGGGUUUGAGAGAAGUACAACUAUGGCUUCUCUUGAUGACCCAGGGGAAGUGAGGGAAGGCUUCCUGUGCCCUUUGUGCCUGAAGGACCUUCAGUCUUUCUAUCAACUUCAGUCACAUUAUGAAGAAGAACACUCAGAAGAUCGUGAUGUCAAAGGACAAAUUAAAAGUCUAGUUCAGAAGGCUAGGAAAGCAAAGAACAAGUUGUUGAAACGUGAAGGGGAUGAUCGAGUGGACCCAGGGACCCAGGGAUAUGAAUCAUUCAGCUAUGGAGGGGUUGAUCCUUACAUGUGGGAACCCCAGGAGCUUGGUGCUGUAAGAAGCCAUCUUUCUGACUUCAAAAAACAUCGUGCUGCAAGAAUCGACCACUAUGUUGUUGAAGUCAACAAAUUAAUAAUCAGGUUGGAGAAGCUCACUGCAUUUGACAGAACAAAUACUGAGACUUCAAAGAUUAGAGCAAUAGAAAAGUCCGUGGUGCCUUGGGUCAAUGACCAGGAUGUCCCUUUCUGUCCAGACUGUGGGAAUAAGUUCAGCAUCCGGAAUCGCCGUCACCACUGCCGCCUCUGUGGGUCUAUCAUGUGCAAGAAAUGUAUGGAGCUCAUUGGCCUGCCCUUGGCAAAUAAGCUCACCAGUGCCAGCAAGGACUCCCUGAGCACCCAUACCAGCCCCAGCCAGUCACCUAACAGUGUCCAUGGCUCCCGCCGGGGCAGCAUCAGUAGCAUGAGCAGUGUCAGCUCAGUCCUGGACGAGAAGGAUGAUGACCGCAUUCGCUGCUGCACACACUGCAAGGACAAGCUGCUCAAGAGAGAGCAGCAGAUGGACGAGAAGGAGCACACACCUGACAUCGUGAAGCUCUACGAGAAACUACGACUUUGCAUGGAGAAAGUUGACCAGAAAGCUCCUGAAUACAUCAGGAUGGCAGCAUCUUUAAAUGCUGGGGAGACAACCUACAGUCUGGAGCAUGCCAAUGACCUUCGAGUGGAAGUGCAGAAAGUGUACGAGCUAAUAGAUGCUUUAAGUAAGAAGAUCUUAACCUUGGGCUUGAACCAGGACCCUUCACCACAUCCAAACACUUUGCGGCUACAGAGAAUGAUCAGAUAUUCAGCUACACUAUUUGUGCAGGAAAAGUUACUGGGGUUAAUGUCACUGCCAACCAAAGAACAGUUUGAAGAACUGAAAAAGAAAAGGAAGCAGGACUUGGAACAGAAGAGGACCAUGGAGAGACAGGCUGCUCUGGAGUCCCGGCGGAAGCUGGAGGAAAGGCAAAGUGGUUUGGCAUCUCCUGCAGCCAAUGGGGAAGUGAGGUCUCUCCGAGGCAUCUCUGCCCCCUUGAGAAAAGCUGAGGGCUGGCUCCCACUGUCAGAAGGUCAGGGACAGAGUGAAGACCCUGACCCUCUUCUCCAGCAGAUCUACAACAUUACAUCCUUCAUCAGGCAGGCCAAGGCCGCAGGCCGCAAGGAUGAGGUGCGCACACUGCAGGAGAACCUGCGGCAGCUGCAGGAUGAGUAUGACCAGCAACAGACGGAGAAGGCCAUUGAGCUGUCCCGGAGGCAGGCUGAGGAGGAGGAGCUGCAGCGGGAGCAGCUGCAGAUGCUCCGCAGACGGGAGCUGGAGCGAGAACAGGAGCAGUUCUUGGCGGCAUCCACACACACACGGACUCGAGCGCUAGACCUCCGCGAAGUCAUAUCCUUCCAGUUGGAGCCCAACCGAGGGCCUCACAGUGAUCUUGCCUAUGCCUUGGAUCAGGAUUCCUCCCCAGUUCUUGGCAGCACUGCCCCAGAUACCCUUUCACCUUGCUCAGCUCUAGCACCCAGUCACUUGUGGUCUGGACCCCCAGCCCUUGGUCAGGAACUACUCCAGAGCACCGUAUCACAACAGAGUGAUAAGACCUCUCUCAACCCAUUUGAUGAAGAAGAUCUUGCCAGCCCUACAGAGGGUGCUGCCAGCCCUGCUACUGCAGAGGCUUUCCUGGGCCCUUCAGCUGCUGUCACCAGAGAAUAUAAUCCUUUUGAGGAAGAUGCCGAGGAAGAGGGGGUGGCAGAGCUAGGGGUAGGGAAGCCCGUCACUGACUCAAACAGUGCAGCCCCCAACCCCUUCGAGGAGGAGGACCAUCCCAGGCCUACCAGCCCACCUGCCCCCAACCCCUUUGAGGAGGAGGACCAUCCCAGGCCUGCCAGCCCACCUGCCCCUGGAAACCCUUUUGAGGAGCGCCCCUGCACCAACCCCUUCGAGGUGGACAGUGACAGUGGCACAGAGACUGAGGAGCACAUUGAGGAGGAGCUGCUCCUGCAGCAGAUUGACAACAUCAAGGCUUACAUCUUUGAUGCCAAGCAGUGUGGUCGAAUGGACGAGGUUGAAGUGCUGACAGAGAAUCUUCGGGAGCUGAAGUGUACCCUGGCUAAGCAGAAGGGGGGCCCUAACUGAUGGCAGUGUGGAGGAACCAGGCAGAGUCUUGGGCAACUGGGUACCAAGGGGAAGGAGGAGAUGGGUCGGCAUCUGGAUGCACAAGGCUGAGGGGUGGGAACAGUAGUCUCUUGCUGUGCUCUUGGAGGCAUUUCCACUACAGUUGAACAAGAAAACAAAUCGGCAUUCAUUUGCUGGUUUUUCUGUAUUAUUAUUUUUUUUAACAAAAUGUUCCCUUUUCGGGGGACUUUACCAUUUCAUUUCUGAGAUACAGUUCAGUGCAACUCUGUUGGGCCAAGGCAGAAAUGGCUCCUGGGCACCUCUUGGUCCGUUUCCUGCUAACUGUUCUUGGUCAUGAUGCAGUAUUAUAGAUCAGCCCUUGACGGGCCCCUUCCUGUAAGGGCUCUGGCAGAAGUCUGUCCCGAUUUGGCUGCUCCCCUUCACCACCUCCCGUGCUUGGGCUGUCUCCUGGACACUUAGGGAGAUGCUGCUAUGAAGGGAAGUCUGGACCCAGGAGGACCAGUGCCUCUUUUUGGAUCGUGGGGAUGUUGCCAGUGUUGUCCCUUCUCAGUUAAAGGAAGUAGUUUCCAAGUGCAGGGGAGUUGGAGUGAGCUUGAUUACAAGAUAGGAGUGACCAGCUUUUUGGUGGUUGUUGUGGUUUGGAAAAGUCUCUACCUGGGCAGUUGUCUGUCCCUGGAAGCCUUCCAGGGCUUUGGCAGAAUGACUACUCUCCAGGUCACAUGAAGGGCCUGUGUGUGGUUUGGGAAUCUGACCAGGAAGCUUCUGUGAAGUUUUGACAGGAGAUAGAACACUUCUGAGUCGGGAGAUAAGUUCUAAUAACUUCCAAGGCUCUCCAGUCAGCCUUCUUCACUGUGGUUCAUCCUGACCUGGGAAACUGGUGAGAUGUUUCUCACUACUUUGAGUACUAAGAAACAGGAAUAUUUGAUGCAUAGCCUCAGAUCAUUCCGCAGUCCUGAAGUACUUGAACUCUGAUAGGGACAGAAAGGGAUGUAGCAUAGUGCUAAACAUUGGUUUACAGGAACAGAUAGAUGGGUUGACAGAUGACAUUGUAAGAUCCUGGUGUGCUCAGCUCUGUGUAAUCUCUGCAAUGAUGCUCUUUAGUUAAUGGGCAAUAACUGACCACUAGUCACUUUACCCCUUAGCCAUGGCUUCUGUUGGUUAUUGGUGUAUGAGCUGAAAUUCUUUUGUCACAUUCUGAGUAAGAUCCAUCUUGGUGGUAAGAAUGGCAUCUGGGUGCAAAGAUCUGUUUGGGCAGCUGUUCAUUAGUACUUGUUGGGGCUUUGUCUGGGUAGGUAGUCCUGCUUGGGGCUGUGGGAAGAGUUGGAGAGGGAGGGUAAUGUCAGCAGAUGUUUACUGACCAAUGAGUGUAUUACCAGUGCCAGUCAGUGGCCAGCUCUCUUGGUGCCAUGGGCUGUUCUGGGAGGUGGGCAACCUGGCAUCCAUGUUUCCUGGGGCAGGCAUCUUCUCUUCCUAAGGCCCAGGCUCUAGAUUCUGUUGCCCUAGGGUUCCAGGCAUACCAGCAUAUCCUCCCUGCUUGGACUGCCUUUUGUCUGACCGAAGAGGAGGCAGCUGUCUACACAGGAUGAAGCUGAACACUGGGUCCCACUACCACUUUUCCUGACCUAGAUCAGGUAUUCAGGGCAGUAUGGCUGUAGACAUUGCUUUUCUUAUGAGACAGGGUUUCUUUUUUUUUUUUCCCCCCCAUAGCUGAGGAUCGAA
Molecule: messenger RNA, 4485 nt
Organism: Onychomys torridus (southern grasshopper mouse)
Lineage: Eukaryota; Metazoa; Chordata; Mammalia; Rodentia; Cricetidae
Gene: Rbsn
Product: rabenosyn, RAB effector
Exons: 12
Coding region: 367-2766 (799 amino acids)
Molecular function (GO): metal ion binding
Source: RefSeq, a predicted model, not a curated record